AUGCUUCAUGUCAAUGGAGGAAGAGGAGACACGAGCUAUGCUUCUAACUCCUUGCUCCCGCAAAAGGUAAUAUCUAUGACCCGGCCAAUCGUGAAGGAAGCCAUAACCAAUUUCUUCUGUCGCUCCACAAAUUUUCCGACCACCUUAACUACAGCAGAUUUAGGUUGCUCUUCAGGAUCGAACACUCUCAUGUUUGUCUCCGAUCUGAUCAAACAAGUGGAGGACAUUCGUCACAAGUUUCACAAAAAGCCUCUAGAAUAUCAAGUUUUCUUAAAUGACCUCCAUGGGAAUGAUUUCAAUGCCAUUUUCACAUCUUUGCCAAGUUUUGUGGAGGAUUUGAAGACCCAACUUGGAGGUGGUCUUGGUCCAUGUUUCUUCAAUGGUGUUCCGGGUUCUUUCUACGGCAGGCUUUUUCCUACCAAAAGUUUGCAUUUUGUUUAUUCUUCUUAUAGUCUUCAUUGGCUCUCUCAGGUUCCAAAAGGGAUAGAGAAUAACAAAGGAGAGAUUUUCAUGGGCAGUACAAGUCCAAAGAGUGUGCUUGAGGCUUAUUACAAGCAAUUUCAGAAGGAUUUUUCAAUGUUUCUGAAGAGUCGUGCAGAAGAAUUAGCAAUUGGAGGACGUAUGGUUCUAACAAUGAUAGGAAGAACAAGUGAAGACUCGUCUAGCCAAGAGUAUUGUUAUGUUUGGGGUUUCUUGUCUUUAGCUCUCAAUAACAUGGUUGCUGAGGGAAUUGUUGGAGCAAAAAAAGUUGACUCGUUCAAUAUUCCAAACUAUAUGCCAUCUCCAUCGGAAAUGAAAGGUGAAAUCUUAAAUGAAGGAAGCUUCACUAUUGAUCGUCUUGAAGUUUCGAGAAUUAAUUGGGAUUUCUACGAUACAGAAUCACACCAACCAAAUAUAUUUGUUGACAGUGGCUACUAUAUUACUCAAAAUAUUAGAUCUGUAAUUGAACCACUACUAAUUUGUCACUUUGGAGAAACCAUUAUCGAAGAACUUUUCUAUCGAUAUAGAAAAAUUAUUGAUAAUCACGUGUCAAAAAACAAGAUUGAGUUUGUCAAUCUCACCGUUUCUCUUUCACUAAAAUAA
Momordica charantia (bitter melon) is the source of this 1083-nucleotide messenger RNA. Its product is annotated as S-adenosyl-methionine 4-1-methyl-2-pyrrolidinyl-3-oxobutanic acid methyltransferase-like. Gene Ontology annotation, molecular function: methyltransferase activity. The record is from RefSeq and is a predicted model, not a curated record. NCBI's taxonomy places the organism in Eukaryota, Viridiplantae, Streptophyta, Magnoliopsida, Cucurbitales, Cucurbitaceae.